Acanthopagrus latus (yellowfin seabream) is the source of this 1845-nucleotide messenger RNA. It is a transcript of the gene gnb5b, whose product is annotated as guanine nucleotide binding protein (G protein), beta 5b. Lineage: Eukaryota; Metazoa; Chordata; Actinopteri; Spariformes; Sparidae. The coding region runs from base 185 to 1246 and encodes 353 amino acids. Gene Ontology annotation, molecular function: signaling receptor complex adaptor activity; protein binding. Gene Ontology annotation, cellular component: cytoplasm; heterotrimeric G-protein complex. The transcript is spliced from 11 exons. Gene Ontology annotation, biological process: G protein-coupled receptor signaling pathway; G protein-coupled dopamine receptor signaling pathway. The record is from RefSeq and is a predicted model, not a curated record.
AGCGGGUCUAUAGACUGAGUCGCGCGGCAGCAUCACUCUCGCGCUCGAGGACACUCUCACCAGCCCGCUGACUACAACCGUCCUCUCUGUCUCUCCGUCUCUCUCUGUCCACUUUCUCCUCUUCCUCUUCUUCCUCCUCUCUUUUUCCUGGGUGCUCUGUCGCGGCCGCCGCCACCUCUCAAAGAUGGCCUGUCAGGGGCUCCAGAAAGGGGAAACCCUGGCGAGUCUGAAAAGGGAGACCGAGACUCUGAAGAAGAAGCUGGAGGAGGAGCGGGGCAAGCUGAACGACGUGGAGCUGCACCAGGUGGCUGAGAAGGCAGAGGCGGUUGGUGCUCUUGCCAUCAAGACCAAGCGUGUGCUGAAGGGUCAUGGGAACAAGGUGCUGUGUAUGGACUGGUGUAGAGACAAACGUCGUAUGGUCAGCUCCUCACAGGAUGGAAAAGUGAUCGUCUGGGAUGCAUUCACUCUUAAUAAGGAACAUGGGUUGUCCCUGCCGUGUACAUGGGUUAUGGCGUGUGCUUAUGCUCCCUCAGGCACAGCUGUGGCAUGUGGCGGACUGGAUAACAAGUGCUCAGUGGUCCCACUCUCACUGGACAAGAACGAGAACUUGGCUGCAAAGAAGAAGUCAGUUGCCAUGCACACCAACUAUGUAUCAGGAUGCACCUUCACCAACUCUGACAUGCAGCUCCUGACCUCCAGCGGUGACGGCACAUGUGCCUUGUGGGAUGUGGAGAGCGGACAGCUGCUGCAGAGUUUCCACGGUCACACAGCCGAUGUCUUGUCCCUGGACCUCGCCCCAUCUGAGACUGGAAACACCUUCGUCUCCGGGGGCUCUGAUAAGAAGGCCAACGUGUGGGACAUGCGCUCCGGACAGAACAUUCAGUCUUUUGAGAGCCACGAGUCCGACAUCAACUGUGUAAAGUACUACCCCAGUGGAGAUGCAUUUGCAUCUGCUUCUGAUGAUUCCACAUGCCGUUUUUAUGACCUGCGAGCUGAUCGUGAGGUGGCCGUCUACCAGAAGGAUAGCAUCAUAUUUGGUGCUUCUACUGUGGAUUUCUCUAUGAGUGGUCGCCUGCUUUUCGCUGGUUAUAAUGACUACACCAUCAACGUGUGGGAUGUUCUGAAGGGAAAUCGUCUCUCGAUCCUGUUUGGCCACGAGAACCGAAUCAGCAGAGUCAGAUUGUCCCCUGAUGGCACGGCGCUCUGCUCGGCCUCCUGGGACAACACCUUACGGAUUUGGGCCUAAAGUUCACAUCACAUUUUUGAUCCUGCGAAGACGCCACCAGUAUUAUGUGACUGCCAAGACUGCAAGUUCCUGCCUGAAAUCAACACCACUACAGGAGUGUGUUCACACGUGACACACAGAAGCACAAACACAUCAAAUGUUUCCUCUGAAUGAGAAUAUGUCAUUGUGUCACAACCGUAGGGAGGGCAUUCAUUUUAAAAGUGAGUCUGGAUUCCUAAUCUGUGUUAUCGUUAGCUUGAUGACUGAUUGUGUAACAUUUAUUGUGAUUGCUAAUAACUGUGAGUGUAAAGAGCCAAAUGACUUGUAGCAAUCAGCAGCUUGUGUCUGCUCUGCCAUGUAGACAUGCAGACAAUAUCCGUGAUCAACUUGUAAAUGAUGUACGUCAGCUAACGUCACACCACACCUGUCCGGAGUCAUACUGUAGGUGUACACACUGUUAGUGCUGUUGUUACCAUGGCUACUCUGCCGUAGGUAAUGUCAUGGAUAUCCAAAGGAAGCAACUUUAAAUGUAGCUACAGAUUUUUCUUAUUUAAAUAUAUAUAAACCUCUACAGCUUAGGUGUAUUUCUUGUGAGAAAAAUAAAGGAGAUUUUAAGUAUU